Vanessa tameamea is the source of this 2550-nucleotide messenger RNA. RefSeq lists its product as uncharacterized. Gene Ontology annotation, molecular function: diphthine-ammonia ligase activity. The record is from RefSeq and is a predicted model, not a curated record. The transcript is spliced from 13 exons. Bases 313 to 2412 code for a protein of 699 amino acids. Lineage: Eukaryota; Metazoa; Arthropoda; Insecta; Lepidoptera; Nymphalidae. Gene Ontology annotation, biological process: protein histidyl modification to diphthamide.
CAAGGGUGACAUAUCAUAUCACACAAAUGACAUUUUGUUGAGCUUAAAAGUAAUUUUUUCUUAUUUCCUUCUAAUUAAAUAAUGUUAUCUUAAUUUAGAUAAUGACUACACUGUGAUUUAGUUUUCUCACUGGCUUGCUGUGAAGUGGGCUGAAGUGGGAGAUGAAAUGCUUAUUUAGCAUAAAAUAUGGUGCUGUUGUGAAGGAUACCGCAUUGUGAAAUAGUCGUAUUGUUUUUGCACAAAAUAGUAAUUAUGAUUGUUAUGUAAUUAAUGUAAGUUUGUAACUGUUCGUGAUAUUGUACGUUUACAAAGAUGAGGGCGGUCGCGUUAAUAAGCGGUGGAAAGGACAGCUGUUACAAUAUGAUGCAGUGCGUCGGCGCCGGGCAUACGAUUGUAGCCCUGGCCAACCUCCAACCGAUACAUAAAGAUGAACUUGACAGUUACAUGUAUCAGACUGUUGGGCACCAGGGUAUCAACCUUUAUGCUGAAGCAAUGGGACUACCUCUCUAUAGGGAGGAAAUUUCUGGUGUUGCUAUCGAUCAAGGGCGAAACUAUAAACCAACCGAUAAUGAUGAAGUGGAGGAUUUAUACAGACUAUUGUUCAAGAUAAAGGGUGAAUUAGACAUUGAAGCUGUGGCCUGUGGGGCUAUUCUAUCAGAUUACCAAAGAAUUAGGGUAGAGAAUGUAUGUCAAAGGCUCGGUCUUGUGUCACUUGCUUACUUGUGGAGAAGGAAUCAGAAAGAACUACUUCAAGAAAUGAUUGCAAGUGGUGUUGAAGCCAUCAUCAUCAAGGUGGCAGCAUUAGGUUUGGAUCCCAGAAUACACCUGGGUAUGACAAUCAAAGAGAUCCAGCCCCACCUUCUAGUCAUGCAGGAGAAGUAUGGACUCAAUAUCUGUGGUGAGGGCGGCGAGUAUGAAACUUUUACCCUAGACUGCCCAUUAUUUAGAAAGAAACUAGUUAUAGAUGAAAAAGAAUUGGUAAUACACACAGAGGACCAUGUAGCUUCAGUGGGGUAUUUGAAUUUAAAACUACAUCUAGAACCUAAAAAAAAUUGCGAUGGAACAAUAAAACUACCUCCAACAGUGAAAAGCUCAUUAGAUUUUAUAAAAGAUUUGAAUGAUACCGUGUUUAGCGACAUAAGUGAUAUAGAACUAAGUGAAACAGAGUUAGAAUCUUUCGAGAAGUUAGAAAAGGAAGAAAAGAUAAAGCAGAACGAACUGAACCCAUUGCUCACUUACUCCGGGGACAGCCCUGCUCUUCUUCAAAGCAUAGAUACGGCUGAUAGUAGUGAUUCAAUAGACGGUUACUAUUACGAUGAGAUGCAUGACCCGGACGAUAUGCAUCCAGUUUUAGACCAUAGAUCCAUAUAUGGUAACAAGCAUGGAUGGUAUUUCAUCGGAGGAAUUGUCGGUGAAGGUGUUGAUACAGCUGUAGCCACCGCCGAUGCUAUGAAGAAACUCAUUAGUUGUCUCGACUCUGAAGGCUUGACCUUACCUGAUAUAUGUUCUGUGAACAUAUAUAUGCGGGACAUGGAACAAUAUGCAGCACUGAACGCUGUCUACGUGGAAAAUUUCUCCUUUCCGAACCCUCCUACGAGAGUAUGCGUACAGUGCCCUCUACCGAAGAACGUUGGUCUCAUAAUGGACGCGGUUGCGUAUAAACCAAAUAACGUUAAAGAUCAAGACUCAGACGGUUGUUCCAAAGAACGUGUGACCAUGCAUGUGCAGGGUAUAUCGCACUGGGCGCCGGCCAAUAUCGGACCUUAUAGUCAAGCCGUUAAGGUGGGCGAGGUCGUGGGCACGUGCGGGCAGAUCGCGUUGGUGCCGGGCUGCAUGCGGCUGGCCGAGGGCGGCGCCCGCACGCAGUGCGCGCUCGCUCUGCGCCACCUCACGCGAGUGCUGCGCGCCGCGCACGCGAGAGCGCACAUUCGCAGCGUCGUACAGAGCGUGUGCUACGUGACGUCGCGCGGCGCGGCGCGGGAGGCGCGGCGGCAGCUGGAGCGGCGCACGGCGGGCGCCAUCGUGCAGUGCGCGGUGGUGGAGGCCUUGCCGCGCGGCGCCGCCGUCGAGUGGCACGCCUGGGCGCACAGCGACAACAACCGCUUCGAAUAUGAAGAGACCGGUUGCAGCGUUGGCGAUUAUAAAGUCGCUAUAACCAGAAGAUGGAAUUACGAAAAUACAGUCGCUGCUAUCGUCUGCUAUGUUGCUACGGGUUCGUCUCCGUCGACGUGCCAGGUGUCGUUCCCGGACGCGGAGGCGUGCGCGCGGCACAAGCGCAGCGCGGGCGGCAUGUCGGCCGCCGACCUGGACGACGUGCUCGAGUACGCGCUGCGCAAGCUGCUCAACGACUGCACGCGCGACCCGCUGCCCGCGCUCUACGUGCGGAUAUUCUACCAGGUAUCCAGCCCAUGAAAUACAAAUGCAGAUGCUUUAUUGCCGUUUUAAAAAUAUAUUUGCUGAAUAUUUUUCAGUGUUUAUAAAAUUUUGUUAAUUAUGCUACCGAGUUUACCAUAUUUUAAGUCAAAUUAUAUAAAUUAUUUUUAUUGCAUA